Molecule: messenger RNA, 975 nt
Organism: Olea europaea var. sylvestris
Lineage: Eukaryota; Viridiplantae; Streptophyta; Magnoliopsida; Lamiales; Oleaceae
Exons: 4
Coding region: 1-975 (324 amino acids)
Biological process (GO): DNA repair; telomere maintenance
Molecular function (GO): DNA helicase activity
Source: RefSeq, a predicted model, not a curated record
AUGCCUACUUCUUUAAGACGUCUUUUUGCUUCGCUUCUUACACUUUGUAACCCUAAUCAUCCAAAACUACUGUGGGAUAAAUUUAAAGUUUAUAUGAUCGAUGAUUAUGUAUGUAAAAAUAUACCUUUAGGGGUUGCUGAAGUACGAGCGUUACAAGACAUCAAUUCUAUUUUAGAAUUAUCGGGUCAAAACAUAAAUCACUAUGAAAUAGUACUGUUCGGUGUAAAUAUAGAUGAAAAUGAAAGAUUGAGAAGAAUGGUUGCAGAAGAGACAAUAAAUUUGGAUAUAAAAGGAGGUUAUGCUCGUGCAGCAAGCUUAAAUAAUGAGCAACAAUUUGCGUACGAUACAAUUAUGGAAAAAGUAAAUUCCAAAUCGAAUGGGGUCUUUUCCAUUGAUGUGUCUUCUGGAGUAUCUGUAUCUCUUUUACCUAGAGGUCGAACAACUCAUUCAAGAUUUAAAAUUCCUUUGAAAACAGUUGGUAAAGUUAGCUGUUCUUUAAUAAUCUGGAAUGAAGCACCUAUGGUGAAUCGUUGUGCCGUUGAAGCUGUUGCUAAAAUGCUCAGAGAUAUUACUGAUUGUAACUUGCCUUUUGGUGAAAAAGUGCCUUUAUAUUCACAUCUACCGUUGGUUGAGAACAUAAGAGCGAAAUUGGAUCCCAUAUUUUGUGAUUAUUUACUCAAAGUUGGAAAUGGAACAGAGCAAGAACACAGUUGUAACUGCAUUCAGCUUCCAAACAAUAUAAUCAUACCAUUUGAGGAUGAAAUUACAUCUCUCAAAAUUUUGAUAAAUCAUGUUUUUCUGAAUAUAGAAGCAUAUGUUGAUAAUUUACAUAUGACGGGAAAUCGAGUCAUUCUUACGCUUAGAAAUGAAUGUGUCGAUCCUAUUAACAGAAUUUUACUUGAUCAGAUUCCUAGUGAAAUUCACAUAUACUAUAGUUUUGAUGAAGCGAUUGACAAAUCAGAACAGAGCUUAUAA